Molecule: messenger RNA, 1337 nt
Organism: Effrenium voratum
Lineage: Eukaryota; Dinophyceae; Suessiales; Symbiodiniaceae
Source: the annotation of a GenBank genome assembly
GAGUCUUGCUGCAGCCAUUUGGCAGUAGAAUUUAAUACAAGCUGUGGCACAAUGAAGCCUGCGCCAGCCAUCCGAAAGCUUCCUCCAAGCGUCAUCGCGCAGAUUCGCGGAGGAGUUUUGGUUCCGCAUCUUGCACGCGUGGCAGAAGAGUUGGUCUUGAAUGCGAUCGAGGCUGACGCAUCCUCAGUGGAGGUAGAAUUACAAGAGGCUUCUGUGGGAUGCGCUCUGGAAGUGCGAGACAAUGGCCGCGGAAUUGCCCCUGAGGAUUUCAUGUACCUGGGCCAGCGCGGUGCGAGAAGCGGCGCCGGGCGAGGCGAGUCUUUGGCAGGGACGAUCGCGCGGUAUCAGCGCGUGGUGGUGCAGUCGAAGGUGCCCGGUCAGCAGACCUGGAUCAAAGCCUUCGAGGGCGGCCAAGCGCGCUGCGGCGCCGCCGCCCCGCGGGGAGCCCGGGGCACCACCGUCCGCCUGGAGGCGGAGAGCGGCGCCCGGAGCCAGGUGACCGCCGUGCGCCGGCGCCUGGAGCGCAUGGCACUCCUUCGGCCGCAGCUAGCGAUGCGCUUCUCGACCUCGCCAUCGAAGGCGGACUCAAUUGAGCUGGAGCCGGAGGACACGACUUCCCGCGUGCAGCAUAUUCUGGGAUUGGGAUGUGCGCGUGCGCUUUGCAGGGUGCAGUUCUCCUCAGAGCAAGCCGCCUGCGGCCUGGAAGGCGUCAUAUCAAGGCUUCAGGAUGGCCAUGCCAGCGAUCAGUUCAUGUUCCUGUACAUCAAUGGCCGUUUCGUGGAGCAGACCCCAAUCCAUCAGUCCAUCGCGAACUACUAUGCCACUGGCAGCGUCGCCGCAGGCAGAGGCCCAGCUUCGGUGGCUGCAGUGGCGGCCGGGGAUGUGCAUCCCUUCUUUGUGCUGAACUUGUGCUGUCCAAUGGAGUGGUACGACUUGGACUUUUUGCCAGACCGGUCUCAAGUACAGUUUAGAGACUGGCAUCAACCUGUGAGCUACAUCUUGGAGUGUUUGCAACAGCUGUGGCUCGCGUGCAGCAAGCAAGAAGCCGCUCAUUGUCAGCAUCAGCCGAAUCCUGGGAGGACUGCAAAGAGGAGCUCGACCGACUCACCCAGAAGGAGUGUGCAGGAGUCGCAGAAGCGAGCUUGCACGCGCUCCCUCAAGUUCUGCCCGGCCUGAGGUCACAGCAUAUGCAGUCAAUUCGAUCAGCGGAAUCUAUGGAAUUCAUGCAUCACUGGAAUUCGGAUGCGGUGAAUUCGGUGCAGCUCUCACUUGUGUAACCACUCAGGCUAUGUUCAGAGCAGCCUCUGUCCAAGCUCGUUGCACUUAAUUGGAUGUGC